AUGACUAUACCGAAUAAUCAGCGGGAUAAUAUAAAACAAGAACAAGAUACUAAUAUAGAAAAUGAUAAUCAUAUGACUUCAAAUAAUCAAGAACCAGAACAAAAACCUUCUUCAUAUACACAAAAAUCACCCUCAGAUCUACUAGAUUUUGAAAAUCCAAUACCACAAAGACCAGGAUUAGAUAUUAAAAUACCAUCAUCUGCACAAUUUGCUCCUUCACCAAUACCAAGAUCAAAUAGUAAAGGAAUAUUUGAACAAAAAGAUAAAUUUACAGAAGAUAUAUUAAAUUUUCCAAUAGAAUCUUCUCAUGCUUAUUCUUAUGCUCAUUUAUCACCAAAUUCUUUAGCUUUAAGAUUAAAUGUUUUAAAAAGAUCCUUGGAAAUUUUAAAAGAUAGGCCAGAUUUAUUUAAAUCUAUAACAAAUCAAAAUAAUGAUGAAAUUACUCCCAUUAAUAGAUCAAUUUCAAUAGAUGAAUCAUUUUCAAAUCAAAGUACUUUAAAAUCAAAUAUUUUUCAACAUUCAAAUCAUAGUGCAGAUUUUUCUGAAUCAAGUCCAACAACUCCAUUGAAAGAUCAAAAACAACAAUAUAAAUUACAAUCAAACGCGUCUUCUGCCGCUUUAGCUGCAUUAUUUAGACCAAAAUUACAAAGAUCUGAUAGUUUUCCUUUAGAAACAAAAGAACUUAGAAAAUCAUCAGCUCCUUCAAAAUUACAAGAUGUAACGAAUAAUGAAAAAAAAGAUGAUUUUAGAGAUAUUUUGAAGCUAUUAGAAAAUGAUUUAGAAAUAUCUGAAGAUUAUGAUAUUGCAUCAACAAUUAAAGAUCUUACAUUAUUUUCAACAGAUGAACAACAUCAAAUAAAACAUGACAUACUUAAGAAGAAACUAAUAUAUGCAUUAGCUAUGCCAUUUAUAGAAAAUUCAGUUUUAACUUCCUCCCUUUUGGGGAGUGAUGAACAAUGUUUACCAUCUGCAAAAUCUUCAGUAUCUUUAAAAUCAUUAAAUAAACCAUCAUCAAAUAAAAGACCAUUUCAUUCAAUGUUAAAUACAAAAUAUUCAUUACCACAAUCUGUUUUCACUAUAGAAUCUGAUUUACCAUGGUCUGUUAAAGCAGCAAAUGAUUUAGCAUGUCUUAUGUUUGGAUUAUCAAAACAAACUAUAAAAUCAUUAACAUUAAUGGAUUUAAUAGCUCCUCAAUUUCGAGAUUUUGUCUUGGGGAAAUUAACAAAAUAUACUUUUGAAAAUAUCAAAAAGGAUAAUAUAAUAUUUGCAGGUGAAAUUGUUGCAAUUGUAAGACCAGGUGAUAAAAAUUAUAGUUGGACUUCAUUAUGGGCUAAAAAAAAGGGAAAUUUAAUUAUAUGUAUGUUUGAUCAAAUUCCAUGUGAUGCAUUUGAUAUAAUAGUUAAUGAAAAUAAUUUUAAAAUUGAAAAAAUUAAUGAGGUUGCAGGAGAUUUUAUAAAUGAUUACGAUAUAAAUACAAACAACUUAAAGUUGCUUAGUGAAACUUUAAAUCAAGAUUUAUUAAAUGAUGAUAAUAAUUUAAUAAAUCAUACAAGAUAUUAUACAUUACAAGUUGAUAAAGGAAAUGAAAAUUUACCUUGCGCAAUAACAUCAGUACCAUUGGAAGGACAAAUUAAAUUGAAAAUUCAUACAAUGCCAUAUAUAGCGGGGAUAUUUGUUUUAAAUGCAAGUAAUUUUAAAAUAUUAUCAUGUAAUAAUGCAAUAGCGAGGAAUUUAUUUGGUAGAUCUAUAGAAGAAUUAAAAGAUAAAUCAAUAAAUGAAAUAAUACCUAACUUCACCAAGAUAUUAAGUGUUGGAAUUGAAGAAAAUGUUAAUACGUUACAAGUUGUUAAUGGUUUGGUAUUACCUGAACAUUUUUUUAGAAAAUAUGAUUCUGUUUUAAAAUAUCAAAAUCAAACAAAAUUGGUGGAGACUGAAGAAGAUAUUUUUUUUAAUUCAAUUGGUAUUGAAGGUAAACAUAGAGAUGGGAAAAGUUUAUUUAUUGAUGUACAAGCAAGAGUAUCAGCUGAAGAUGCAUUAAUUGUUUGGGUAACUUAUUCAAGAAGUAAACAAGCAAAAGCUAUUGCAAAUGAAUUGGAAAGAUUACAAUCAACAAAUCUGUCAACAAUGUCAUUAGCUUCUGAACCAAAACAAACAAGAUUAAACGAACUAAAAAAGAAACGUACAAGAACGAACUCCAAUCAACUCCCAUCACAAUUAAAAUUAUUUGAUGAUGAAAAAGAAAAUAAUUUAUUAGAAUUUUCACCAAGAGAAAUUACAAGAUCAUCAAGUACAAGAAGAGUUAAAACAAAAUCAUAUUCAAUGCCAGUAUCAUAUUUAGAAAAUUUAAAUACAUAUACAAGUAAAAAAUUAAAUGAAUUAAAAAAUGAUGUUGAAUCUAUUGAUCUGAAAGAUAUAACAGAAGAAGAAAUUGAAACAAAUUUUAAAAUUAAUUUUACUGAAUUUUCAGAAGAAGAAAUUUUAAAAUUAGAAAAUGAUUCUUUAGAAUCAAUAAAAUUAGAAUCUACUAAAUGGCCAAGUGAAGUUGGAUUAUAUAGAAGAUCAAAAAAAUUUUCAGAAUUUAAAAUUUUAAAACAAAUGGGUGAAGGUGCAUAUGGGAAAGUUGUAUUAGCUCAACAUAAAGAAGAUCCACUUUAUAAAAUAAUUAUAAAAUGUAUUGAUAAAGAAAGAAUUUUAGUUGAUACUUGGGUUCGUGAUAGAAAAUUAGGUACAAUCCCCCUGGAAAUUCAAAUCAUGUCAUUUUUAAAUUCAGAAUUACAUCCAAAUAUAAUGAGAAUUAUUGAUUUUUUUGAAGAUUCAAAAUAUUAUUAUUUAGAAACGCCCAUUUUUGGAAAUCCUCCAGCAAUAGAUUUAUUUGAUUUUAUUGAAAUUAAAAAAGAUUUAAAUGAAAUUGAAUGUAAAUUUAUUUUUAAACAAAUUGUUUCAUCUAUAUAUCAUUUACAUAAACAAGGUAUAAUUCAUAGAGAUAUAAAAGAUGAAAAUAUUAUAGUUGAUGAAAAAGGGUUUAUAAAAUUAAUUGAUUUUGGUUCCGCUGGGUAUGUAAAACAAGGUCCAUUUGAUGUAUUUGUUGGAACAGUAGAUUAUGCAUCACCAGAAGUUUUGAGGGGUGAAAAAUAUGAAGGAAAACCUCAAGAUAUAUGGGCUUUAGGUAUUUUGCUUUAUACAAUGUUAUAUAAAGAAAAUCCUUAUUAUAGUGUUGAUGAAAUUAUGGAAGGUGAAUUAAGAAUUCCUUAUGUUAUUAGUGAUUCAAGUGUUAAUUUAAUUAAAAAAAUCUUAGUUAGAGAUGUUGAUAAAAGACCAACUAUUACUGAUAUAUUAGAAGAUAAAUGGUUACAAUUUUAG
Lodderomyces pseudojiufengensis is the source of this 3360-nucleotide messenger RNA. RefSeq names its product serine/threonine protein kinase (gene FUN31). The record is from RefSeq and is a predicted model, not a curated record. Bases 1 to 3360 code for a protein of 1119 amino acids. Gene Ontology annotation, biological process: negative regulation of glycogen biosynthetic process; protein phosphorylation; intracellular signal transduction. The transcript has a single exon. NCBI's taxonomy places the organism in Eukaryota, Fungi, Ascomycota, Pichiomycetes, Serinales, Debaryomycetaceae. Gene Ontology annotation, molecular function: protein serine/threonine kinase activity; ATP binding. Gene Ontology annotation, cellular component: cytoplasm; nucleus; cytosol.